This is a messenger RNA of Branchiostoma belcheri (Belcher's lancelet), 2031 nucleotides long. RefSeq lists its product as uncharacterized. The record is from RefSeq and is a predicted model, not a curated record. The transcript is spliced from 2 exons. NCBI's taxonomy places the organism in Eukaryota, Metazoa, Chordata, Leptocardii, Amphioxiformes, Branchiostomatidae. Bases 940 to 2019 code for a protein of 359 amino acids.
ACUAUUUGUAAAAGGUUCCCUGUGCAAGCAAAAGUAAAGAGGAAUGCCAAGCUUUUCAAUACUAAGAUAUGGAAACAAUUUGUGAAAUCUGUCCUACUACCUUACUACAAAGAAAUACCUUGUAAGAGGUAUUCAACAACUGUUAACACCCUCUUUCCACUACAUGCUGCGACCACUAAAUGACCAAAUAUUCUACAGGUCACUUAACAAAUUUCAUACAUAACAAACUCAAUUUCUUCAUGUUUUGUGUGUUUUUUGUCAUUUUUAAUCCUGGUUAAUAUUUCCAUUAUAAAAUCAACAGUCACAUAAAUGCUAUUUUAGUUGCUCAAAAAUCACCAUUCAGUGGAAAGGGGACCUAAAUGAGCCCUUGCUACAGUUUUUGCACUUUGACAAUAGGUCACCAAAGAAGGGCCCUUCAGGGUCCAUUUCCUUGAACUAAGUGCGUGUGAAAGCCUCUUUGGUAGGUGAAACAUUUGGCACCAUGUACGUCAUUAUCUGUGUGCGUUGGAACAUGGAGAAGUUAGCAGGUGCAAAUAUUUACCAGCGGUCACACGCACAUCAAUGCAGCAAAGAAACACGUAGUAACUGAGUUACCCAGUGGGUUUUGACUUCUCCCUGCUUCUAAUAACAAAAUGUAACAUUUGCGAGGGCUUUAAUAGAUGCGGAGAAGUGCCAACAUUACAUCAUGGGGGCUUACAAGUACACCACUCACCAAGGUAAGCACAGUUCUUGAGAGUGUUUUGGAUUGACUGGGAGAACUCUGAAUGUAGUUGGCAGGUUGCAGUGAAUGCGUUGCUGUAGCUUUGUAGUGGCAUUGAUUGAUUUUUUCUAACACUCACGUACGUGUUGUGUAAUGGUCUAAAAAAAGGAUUUCCUGUUUCCUGUGUGAAAUUGUUACAUUUCUGGUACGAUUUUCUUGUUGCAGUUGGUCCAAUAGGCAUGGGGCACCAGCGUUGGAUUUGUAACAGCAUUUUACAACCAAGGAUCCUGGAAAAAGCCAGAAAGCAUGAAAUAGCAAUAAGACUACCAAAGAUUUCCUCAUUAGAGGAUUCUGAGUACAGCAUACCAGCACCUGCAACAAGUGCACCCUGCAACACACCCGAGGUCUGCUACCUCCCACCUGUUCCAGGUGCUUCACAUGCCACCUGCAAGUGUCCUGACAGAACAGACUUCAAAUUCAAGUAUAGACGAUACAACAAACAUGAUACAACACCUGCACCUGCAACAACUGCACCCUGCAACACACCCGAGGUCUGCUACCUCCCACCUGUUCCAGGUGCUUUACCCACCACCUGCAAGUGUCCUGAAAGAAUAGACUUCAAGUUCAAAUAUAAAAGGUACAGCAACAAGCAUGAUGAUACGUGGGGAAACCAUACCGUUGUCAGUCGGGUUGAUAUCGGAAAACAUCUUUCAGAGGAUGCCACACAGAUAUUGGAACAUCAAAAUGACACCGACUGCACUACACGACGUUCUAGAAAGAAACGACAAAAUUAUCGCAAAUUUGGCAUUCGUAGGGAUAGAACUGAACCGUCGUAUCCUGACAAUGGACAAUCAUUAGAAAAUAUCGAGGAUGUUCGAAAAUGUCUCCAAAAUAAGCAGGAAUCAGUUAAGAAAGAAGCAAAGCGUGCCAAAGUUAUGAUCAUCAUUCCAUGUGGGACAGCAAAAGAAGACUCACCAAAUGAUAUUAAGGAUGAUGCAGAUGAAAACACAUCAUCAGAAAACAUGACCAAAGACCAGAAAACAUUCCAGUCUAGCAUGGCAACCAAACUGCCUCCAAUUAAGAAUUCCUGCAGGAAGAAAACAUUGAUGGAAUUACCCAGAAUUCCCGUGGGAGAGGACGACCUAGCGAUGUCCAUGGCGAGACAGUCUGCAGUUACCUGUCUGAAGGAUGAGACACAACUUGAGUCGUCGGGAAGUCACAGAUACAGAACUGACAACAGAACUGCUGGCGAUAAGCUGUCUUUACCAACCAUUUCUUUUGUUCAUACUCAAAAUAUUCUUUUUACAUAUCCUACUUAGACACUUGAUAUC